AUGGCCCCCAAGAGCAAGAAGACCGGUGACACCAUCAACUCGCGCCUUGCGCUUGUGAUGAAGUCCGGAAAGGUCACCCUUGGCUACAAGUCCACCAUCAAGACCCUCCGUACCGGCAAGGCCAAGCUGGUCAUCAUCGCUGCCAACACCCCUCCCCUCCGCAAGUCCGAGCUUGAGUACUACGCCAUGCUCGCCAAGGCCCCCGUUCACCACUUCUCCGGAAACAACAUUGAACUGGGAACCGCCUGCGGUAAGCUGUUCCGUUGCAGCACCAUGACCGUCCUUGACGCUGGUGACUCCGACAUCCUCACCAGCCAGUAA
Molecule: messenger RNA, 321 nt
Organism: Aspergillus melleus
Lineage: Eukaryota; Fungi; Ascomycota; Eurotiomycetes; Eurotiales; Aspergillaceae
Gene: RPL30
Product: 60S ribosomal protein eL30
Exons: 3
Coding region: 1-321 (106 amino acids)
Cellular component (GO): cytosolic large ribosomal subunit
Molecular function (GO): RNA binding; structural constituent of ribosome
Source: RefSeq, a predicted model, not a curated record